Molecule: messenger RNA, 1193 nt
Organism: Drosophila nasuta
Lineage: Eukaryota; Metazoa; Arthropoda; Insecta; Diptera; Drosophilidae
Product: box A-binding factor-like
Exons: 3
Coding region: 1-564 (187 amino acids)
Source: RefSeq, a predicted model, not a curated record
AUGCCACAAGCAGCACAGCAUCAGCAUACGCCACAGCCACAGUCACAACAGCAGCCAGCGCCGCCACCGCAGUCAUCGUCGUCUUCACACCAUCAUCAUCAUAAGUUUCGCAAGAACAACAAUGCGGCUGCAGCGGCUGCGUCUAAUAGCAUUUUUAACCAGCGUUCAAUACUGCAUGCGACUUCGAGUCUAUCGGCUGCUUUAAGCAUAACGGGACAUAAGCGCAAGCAAGCAUCAACCACAACAGCAGCAACAGCGACGGCAACAACAACAGCAGUAGCAGCAGCAACAUUUGCUGCUUCUAACAGCAAUAAAAAUGGCAACAGUGGCAGCAACGUUGGCGGUGGCGGCAACAAUGCGAAUUUAUGCUAUUACAUUGAUGACGAUGAUGACAACAACCAACAGAAUCAACAACAGCAACAACCACCUACACAAAAAACACAGAAACAGCAACUUCAGCAACAACAACAGCAACCGCAUGUCGUUGCCAGAGCUAAUAUGCCAUCUGCAACAACAUCGGCAGCAACAGCAGCCGCAACAGCGGCGCCGACAAUUUCUUUGUAAAAAGCUUUUACAUCUACCAUUAAGGCGUAGUUUUCAUAGUUAACCUACACAUUGAUUUCCUUUGGCAUUGAUGCCCCUACUGAAUGGAAUCCCAAAUAUUUUAUACAAAACGGUUUCCAUUUUAAGCCUGGAGAAUAUUGUUUUAUUUUUAAUCUUUCUUCAACCAAUCUGCGUUUAAACGCAAAAUAUACCAUAGAUAGCGGACAACAAUAGCGACAACAACAAACAAACAAACGCGAAUCAGAACUUUAUGAUCGUCAGAAGAAAGCAUUUCGCUAACAUUUGUCUUAAAGUUUUCUCCCCAAUAAUAUUGUUGUACAUCUUUUUUACUUCCCACAGCUGGUAUGAGAAGAGUGGCGUAAAAGAAUGGGAGAAAGAGAGGAAGUAUGAGAAAAAAGUGUAACGGUGAGAGCGCUGAUAGCAACAGAACAACAAAAUGAAAGAAACAAUUGAAUUAAAACUAUGACACGAAGAAUAUCUACUUAUGAAUUUUAGAAUCUAUUUCUAUCUUUCUUUUAAUUUUAUAUUGUUUUCAAUAUUUGUUUUCUUCUUCUUCUAGUUGUACCCUGAAAAUUUGAAACAAUUAUGUUCGUUUUUCUAAGAAAAGAUAACUGAAAAAAGGUAAUAAC